GGCAUGAUUCAUGAUGUAGGCAAAUAAUCUGUUAGCGUGGCGGCUAAAGUUUUUGUGUGUCUCCGCCACCGCCACCGCCACCUACCCCGCACUGUGUGAUUCUUCCAUGGCACUUACCUCGUGCUUAUCCCUUCCAAACACUCCCACCUUCUCUGCUUUCACCCAACUAUACUCUUCCUCUCACCAUUUCCUUUUCCACCCACAAUUUAAGUCUCUCUGGGGCCCAGAAGCGCGGCCCGUGGCGGCCCAUUUGUGUAACCGAAAGAAGGGAAGGUCGAGGAAGCUUAGUUCGUUGAGCGAAGGAGUGAGUGGGAGUGUAAAUGAAGAUAGCUACCAUGGGUCCAUGGAGGACAAACAAUUCGUGCGUUCGUUCCGCGAGGCCUGGCCUUACUUAUGGGCCUAUCGUGGCAGCACUUUUGUUCUCAUUAUUUCCGGUGAAAUUGUCUCUAGUUCUUUCUUGGAUCCCGUUCUCAAGGAUAUAGCUUUCCUUCAUCACCUAGGAAUCCGCUUUGUUAUUGUUCCGGGUACACAUGUGCAAAUAGACAAGCUUUUGAAAGAGAGAGGGUGCAAGCCUAAGUAUGUUGGUAGAUAUAGGAUAACUGAUGAUGAAUCUCUAGAAGCUGCAAUGGAAGCAGCCGGAGGAAUAAGAUUGAUGAUAGAAGCAAAACUUUCUCCUGGACCUUCCAUAUGCAAUAUUCGUCGACAUGGUGACAAUAGUCGUUGGCAUGACGUUGGUGUCAGUGUUGCCAGUGGUAACUUUCUUGCAGCCAAGAGAAGAGGGGUGGUCAAUGGAAUUGAUUUUGGGUCAACUGGGGAAGUUAAAAAAGUAGACGUAUCUCGCAUGCGUGAGAGACUUGAUGGUGGUUGUGUAGUUAUUUUAACCAACUUGGGCUACUCCAGCUCUGGAGAAGUAUUAAAUUGCAAUACCUAUGAAGUUGCAACAGCUUGUGCCUUGGCUAUAGGAGCAGACAAACUUAUAUGCGUUAUAGAUGGUCCAAUACUUGAUGAGAGUGGACGCCUAAUUCGUUUCUUGCCUCUUCAAGAAGCAGACAUGUUAAUUCGUAAACGGGCUGAGCAAAGUGAAGCAGCUGCUAACUAUGUGAAAGCUGUUGAUGAAGAAGGUUUCAACUCUCUUGAGAAUGGAAGUUUUAAUGGGACAGUCAAAUCUCCACCUAUUGGACGUUUUACAGAAUGGCAUAAUGCAACCUUCAAUAAUGGCAUUGGUUUCGAUAAUGGAAAUGGCUUAGGGUCUGGUGAGCAGGGUUUUGCUAUUGGAGGUCAAGAGCGGCUCAGUCGAAUGAAUGGCUACCUUUCAGAAUUGGCUGCUGCAGCUUUCGUUUGCAGAGGUGGUGUUCAAAGAGUUCACUUGUUGGAUGGAACUAUUAGUGGAGUUUUGUUGUUGGAAUUGUUUAAAAGAGAUGGGAUGGGAACAAUGGUGGCUAGUGACCUUUACGAAGGUACUCGGACAGCAGAGGUGAAAGAUAUUUCUGGAAUAAAACAACUUAUUCAGCCUUUGGAGGCAUCUGGAAUAUUGGUUAAGCGGACUGAUGAAGAGCUGUUACAAACAUUGGAUUCAUUUGUCGUUGUGGAAAGAGAAGGUCAAAUAAUUGCUUGUGCUGCCCUUUUCCCCCACUUGGAGGAGAAACGCGGAGAAGUUGCUUGCAUUGCAGUAUCUCCUGAUUGUCGUGGCCAAGGGCAGGGUGACAAAUUGCUUGAUUAUUUGGAGAAGAAAGCAUCAUCUCUUGGAUUGAAUAUGCUUUUCCUGCUUACAACACGUACAGCAGAUUGGUUUGUGAGACGUGGGUUUUCAGAAUGUUCAAUUGAUUAUAUUCCUGAAAAGAAAAGGAGAAUGAUCAAUCUUUCCCGCAAUUCUAAGUAUUAUAUGAAGAAGCUCCUACCAAAUAAAAGUGGAAUUACUGUUGAUGUAAAAUCUGCUUCAAGUUAGCAAAAUUUUAUGUUGUUUUAUAUUAGGCACUUCUAUAGAUAGUAAUCUCGAAAAAGUAUGGUAUCUGCUAUUAGUAUCUCUGGCAGAGUAUGAAUACGAAAUUUGUAUCUUGUGUUCUACUUUUCAACAUUAUCAAACCGUUAUUGAGUUGUAAUUAUAACAGGAGAGCAAUUUUUUAUUUAAAAAAAAUCGUAAGUGUCGAAUUUUUUGAG
Molecule: messenger RNA, 2157 nt
Organism: Cajanus cajan (pigeon pea)
Lineage: Eukaryota; Viridiplantae; Streptophyta; Magnoliopsida; Fabales; Fabaceae
Source: RefSeq, a predicted model, not a curated record